ACAUUCCAAAUAUUGCUCUAUUUAAAGCAUCCCAAGGCUCACAAGAACAACUGCAGAGACAAACCUUAAAACUUGCCAAUAAAACUAGCAGAGGGGGGAAUGGCAGAACCAGCCCAAGUCCCACUUUCACGUCUCGUCGUACCUAUACUCCUUGCAGUUGGCUGGAUAGUGGGUUGUGCAGUAAUGGUUUACAUUGUCUUCUCUUGAUAGAAGACAGAAGAAUUUACAGUUAUGUUGAUUAGAAGAACCUGGAAGUUAAAUUGAAAUUUCUAAUGACUACAAUAUGUAUAAAAUGAGUUACUUUUAAUAUCAACACUGUAAACAUGGUGUACACUUUUCAUCUACAACAAAGGUUUGAAAUGCUAAUUAGAGCAUUAGGAAGAAUCAUUAAACCAAUUUCCCAGUU
Messenger RNA from Gymnogyps californianus (California condor), 406 nucleotides. It is a transcript of the gene STRIT1, whose product is annotated as small transmembrane regulator of ion transport 1. Lineage: Eukaryota; Metazoa; Chordata; Aves; Accipitriformes; Cathartidae. The transcript has 3 exons. The coding region runs from base 100 to 207 and encodes 35 amino acids. The record is from RefSeq and is a predicted model, not a curated record. Gene Ontology annotation, biological process: regulation of slow-twitch skeletal muscle fiber contraction; regulation of ATPase-coupled calcium transmembrane transporter activity.